Rubroshorea leprosula is the source of this 274-nucleotide messenger RNA. Lineage: Eukaryota; Viridiplantae; Streptophyta; Magnoliopsida; Malvales; Dipterocarpaceae. The record is from the annotation of a GenBank genome assembly.
GGUUCGUUUAGUGGCCCUGCUAGUGGGGAUUAUACACUAGUAAAUCGUGUGCCCGCCAGUGGGAGGUUUAUAAACGCUGGCCAUGACCUAUAGAGGAGACGUCUAUUUUGUUUCCGUACCCAUAUCGGUUUUUCGAAGUGAAACCGAGGACGGGGAAACCACGGGAAGUGACGAGUUAAAAGGCUAGCCAUAUUGUAAUUGGAUAUAAAUUUUAGAUAUGAAUCAUGAUCUUGUAUUUGGAGAUUUUAUGAUAUCAGAGUAAAUUUUAAAGAUU